AUGGAGAAACUCAAUAUCAUCAAGGUGAAGAAGGCAGGGACCUCCUGCAGAAUAGACUUUCAGUUGCUCAUGAAAGAUCCAAGUCACAACAGUACUAGCCCUAGCAUCAUCAAUGAAGAUGUAAUUAUAAAUCGUCAUUCUCAUGAAGAUGACAAUCCAUUUGCAGAGUACAUGUGGAUGGAAAAUGAAGAGGAAUUCAAUAGACAAACAGAAGAGGAGUUAUGGGAAAAAGAAUUUAUUGAACGCUAUUUCCAAGAAAUGCUGGAAGAGGAGGAAGAACACGAGUGGUUUAUUCUAGAUCGAGAUCUCCCGCAAGCUAUAGACCAAAUCCAGGACCAAUUUAAUGACCUUGUUAUCAGUGAUGGCUCUACUUUGGAAGAUCUUGUGGUCAAGAGCAACCUGAAUCCAAAUUUAAAGGUGUUUGUUCCUGGGGUGAAGUACUAA
This is a messenger RNA of Chrysochloris asiatica (Cape golden mole), 444 nucleotides long. Its product is annotated as polyadenylate-binding protein-interacting protein 2-like. NCBI's taxonomy places the organism in Eukaryota, Metazoa, Chordata, Mammalia, Afrosoricida, Chrysochloridae. The record is from RefSeq and is a predicted model, not a curated record. Bases 1 to 444 code for a protein of 147 amino acids. Gene Ontology annotation, molecular function: mRNA regulatory element binding translation repressor activity. Gene Ontology annotation, cellular component: cytoplasm. The transcript is spliced from 2 exons. Gene Ontology annotation, biological process: negative regulation of translational initiation.